Strongyloides ratti is the source of this 1965-nucleotide messenger RNA. RefSeq names its product Paired box protein Pax-6. Bases 1 to 1965 code for a protein of 654 amino acids. NCBI's taxonomy places the organism in Eukaryota, Metazoa, Nematoda, Chromadorea, Rhabditida, Strongyloididae. Gene Ontology annotation, biological process: anatomical structure development; regulation of transcription by RNA polymerase II. The transcript has 8 exons. The record is from RefSeq and is a predicted model, not a curated record. Gene Ontology annotation, molecular function: DNA-binding transcription factor activity, RNA polymerase II-specific; RNA polymerase II cis-regulatory region sequence-specific DNA binding.
AUGAAAUCAAUGAUGAAAAGGAAAAUGAGAUUCUGUAAAAUUGAUGUUAUAGAAUUUUUUAAAAAGUAUUUUAAGCUUCCAGAAUCAAAUCAACUGUACCAAAUAAAUUUAUGUUUUUCAUCUUAUCUUUACAUUAAAAACAGUCAAGCAAAGAUUAUUUUCAAGAAUAGGCGUAUUUCAUGUUCAUAUAUCCAUGUAAAAUUAUUAAAAUCAAAUACAGUAACACAUUUUGUAAUUAUAAAAGUCUUAAUUUUUAACCCAAAGUCAUUGCGAAGACGGGUAUCAAAGGAGAGGAAAAUUUAUAAUAAAAAAAUACGAAAAAAAAAAGAACAUAAAAUAUAUUAUAUUGCUGGAAGCAUGCCUUCUUCAAGAGGUCAGUAUAAUACAUCACCAGGUCAUACAGGAGUAAAUCAACUUGGAGGUGUUUUUGUUAAUGGUCGUCCUCUUCCUGAUGCUACAAGACAAAAAAUUGUUGAUUUGGCGCAUCAAGGAGCAAGGCCAUGUGACAUUUCAAGAAUUUUACAAGUUUCAAAUGGAUGUGUUUCAAAAAUUUUAUGCCGUUAUUAUGAAUCAGGAACAAUACGUCCACGAGCUAUUGGUGGUUCUAAACCAAGAGUUGCAACAAAUAAUGUUUGUGAAAAAAUUGAAUCAUAUAAACGUGAACAACCUUCAAUAUUUGCAUGGGAAAUACGUGAUAAACUUUUACAAGAUAAAGUUUGUACCAAUGAAACUAUUCCUAGUGUAUCAUCUAUAAAUCGUGUAUUAAGAAAUCUAGCAGCUAAAAAAGAACAAGCUAUGCAAAACGAAUUUUAUGAUCGUACUAUUAGAUUUCAUGGACAAUUUUAUAAUCAUUGGCCAAUGUCAAUGCAGAAUCCUUUGUAUCAAAUUCCACCUGUUGCUGUAUUAGAUCACAGAAAAGAAAAUGUUUAUGGUGAAGAAGAAAAUCAUAAACAACCUAAUGAACAUGAUGAAGCUGCUAGACAACGAUUAAAAAGAAAGCUUCAAAGAAAUAGAACAUCUUUUACUCAGGAUCAAAUUGAUAGGUUAGAAAGAGAAUUUGAACGUACACAUUAUCCUGAUGUUUUUGCUAGAGAACAACUUGCUUCACAAAUUGGUUUGCCUGAAGCAAGAAUUCAAGUUUGGUUUUCUAAUAGAAGAGCUAAAUAUAGGAGAGAAGAAAAAGUUCGAAAUCAAAAGAAAGGUGUUGGUAAUCAAAUUCCACAUUUACCACAUAAUAACCUUGAUAAUAAUUCAAGCGUAAUUACAUCACAACAUAUUUCAACUAAGAAUGUAUCAUCAAGCGUUUCAUCAAAUAGUAGUUCUCUCUCUAACGCUACAACACCAUCAUCUGUAGUAUCACCAGGAACUAACAAUAAUAAUAAUUCAACAAAUGGCGUUAUCAAUCUUCAGACAUCAUCGAACAACAAUUUAUUAGAAACUCCUCCAAUUACGGUAAACACUUCAUCAACAGCUGCAUCAACAUCAAGUAAUACAUCAACAAUACCAUCAUCAGAAUCAAGUCCUAUGACACUUCAAAAUAACGGUUUAACUAAUGGCUUAAGUAGUAGUGUUGCACAAAGAUUUACACCAACAAAUUCUAUUAUUCAAUCCCAUCCUUCUACAAUGUAUUCUGGUCUUGCACAGCAAGCAUAUUGCUUCCCAUCACCUAUGAUUACUCCUCAAGAUUUUAAUUAUGCAAUGAUUCCACAGACAGGUCCAUAUGAUUAUUAUAACUUUAAUAGAUCGAUGAAUGGUAUCCAUACAAAUUCUUUCAAUAAUGCCAUGAAUCCAUCGCAGAUCUCAAAUGCAACGAUUCCAGAUAUACCCGGUAUAGGAGCGGCAAGUAUGGGUUUAAAUGUGGGAACAAUUAUUCCAAUGCAUUUAGAUCAAGCACAACAACAGACAAAUCUUCAUGAUUUAACUGAAAAUCAUGUUGAUCGACCUCAGGUAUACAGUUGGACAUAA